Molecule: messenger RNA, 1049 nt
Organism: Gordionus sp. m RMFG-2023
Lineage: Eukaryota; Metazoa; Nematomorpha; Gordioida; Chordodea; Parachordodidae
Product: mucin-2-like
Exons: 6
Coding region: 97-948 (283 amino acids)
Source: RefSeq, a predicted model, not a curated record
UUGAGUAGCAAAUUAUUCCAUCUAAUUUGUUAUAUUCUAAGUUUUUAUUUUGAAGUUACGAUUUGCAGCUUGCAAUUUAAAUUCUCAACCUCGCAAAUGAAGAAAUCAUUAUUAAACUUUAACCAUAUGCCUUAUUUAUUAUUAGAAUUUCUCGCUUAUUCAUGGCUCCUACUCCUAACCUCGUCACUCGUGUCGUCUUCACCCCCAAGUUCAACCCUUUCGCCCACCACUACUAUGCCCAACUUUUGUGCCCAAUGGCAGGAUUGCCAAUCAUGUCUAAGGGAUCACAUGGAAAACCCCAGGGUUGACGAGAUCGAGAAACUGGGGUACCAGAGUUAUUCCAAUUGCCACUUCAAGGUUUGCUACGAGGCCAAGGCCAGCAAUCAGAUGUUCACUAUUUGCCAUGCGGAAGAUCAAGAAGUCCCAUGCCCUGAUCACAUCGAAGAAACUUUGAUCAUAAAUGACACGGCGAAAUGUCCCGAAAUCGUCAAGCCCAAAGUCACCAAGACGACUAAACCUGCCGAUACUACGUCAGAAACCGUGAUGCCCGUCAAUACUACCAUAAUACCUGAGGCUAAUGUCACGGACAGCCCGACGAUGACGACAAAAACUACGCCAGUCACAAACACUACCGUCAACCCCAACACGACCACCACUCCUUCCCACACCAAUGCUACAACUGUUCCCACGGUGACUACCCUCAAACCUACUAACGUUACUAACUCAACAAUCCCUACCACAUCAUCUAAUCCCACCGCAACACCAUCCCAUAAUGUCACCAUCACCCCAAUCACGGCUCCCACUGCUAUUCCGUCUCAUAACAGUAAGAACAAAUUUAGCCUUUCCUCGUUCAUAGGGGGCAUGUGCCUCAUGGCCGGCAUAUCUACCCUCAUUUACUUUGGUACCAAGUAUUACCGGUCCAACGCGGCCCGGUAUAGACAAUUUUGAGAUAGUCUCUGGGAGAAAAAAAAAUAUAAUGCUAAACGAACUUUUUAUAAUGUCUUUAUUCCUUUUUUUUCCAGUUUUCUAAAAAUUAAAAAUAAAUAUAA